AUGCAAGAUGUAUGUACGGGUACUCCGUCCAAUGGACACGAGAUCGGAAAAAGACAAGCAAAGACCACUGAGUGGAGGAUAUAUUACAAGUACCGAUACAUGGUCGGAACAAGUCGAUUUGGCAGGCAUCCUAUCAAGCCGUCUUCAAGCAGAAACAAUGAGGAGAAGAGGAGAAGGAGGGGAGAUACGGCCAAGGCUCCUAAACAGCCGGUUCCUCAGGACGAUCGAAGGGAUCUCGUUGCGGCCGUUGAGUGGAUAACAAGCUCGGGAGUCGCUACGGGCGGAACGGACCUCGUGCUGAUAGCCUCCACCCUAAGAGUUGGUUCAUGGCCAUCGUUAAGCCGUCAAGGGCGGCCCGAAAAGACAAGAAUUGGCCGUCAUGUUCCUGCCCCGAUGGCACCUGGGCGUGUGACAGAUGCCACGGAGGCUGACCUCACGCUAGGCGCGGGCCUCAGAGGCCGUCCUGAACAGGCUGGGCGAAUUGUACGGCAGGUGGUAUUCUUAAGUUGGCACCGAGCCUCUGUAGCUACUAGGAGAUGGAACCAUCUCGUGCUCACCACUGCUGUCCAUCGUAAUUCGCCCAUGGCCGGCAAAAUCAACGAGCCACAAGGUAACGCUGAGAGUGCUUUUGAGUACUCGGAUGUCGUUCAAUUCCUGCCUGUCCAAUACGACAGUCGCCGUGAUCGGGCAGAAAGGAUACGGACUGGCGUACAAAGUAGGAAGGAGCCGAUGAGAUCCAAUCCGGCAAGAAAGCAGAUCGGUGUCGUCCAUCCGUCAGCCAGUCUCGUCUCUGUUGCAAGACGCUACCGCUGGGGGGUAACCAUGACCCGUGCAGGGACAGGGUGUCGACUUGUUGGUGUGACAUGGAGAUGCGAUAUCGGGGUUCUGCCAUGGAAUAUGCAAACCCGGAAAUGCCGGCAACCCUUGGUUGACCUGGGAUUCGAUAUCGGCAGAGGUCGAGACCGCACCUUCCCUAUACCGCAACGCUGUGCUUUAAACAAGUGGUGCGUGUGUGCCCCUGAUCCUCGUCGUGUUGGCGAUUGGGCAAAUCUGACAAAAGAUCUGUCCGGAUAA
This is a messenger RNA of Rasamsonia emersonii CBS 393.64, 1074 nucleotides long. RefSeq lists its product as uncharacterized. Bases 1 to 1074 code for a protein of 357 amino acids. The transcript is spliced from 5 exons. Lineage: Eukaryota; Fungi; Ascomycota; Eurotiomycetes; Eurotiales; Trichocomaceae. The record is from RefSeq and is a predicted model, not a curated record.